This is a messenger RNA of Octodon degus (degu), 3719 nucleotides long. It is a transcript of the gene Sash3, whose product is annotated as SAM and SH3 domain containing 3. Lineage: Eukaryota; Metazoa; Chordata; Mammalia; Rodentia; Octodontidae. Gene Ontology annotation, molecular function: protein binding. Gene Ontology annotation, biological process: positive regulation of B cell proliferation; positive regulation of immunoglobulin production; positive regulation of adaptive immune response. Gene Ontology annotation, cellular component: cytoplasm; nucleus. The transcript is spliced from 8 exons. Bases 165 to 1307 code for a protein of 380 amino acids. The record is from RefSeq and is a predicted model, not a curated record.
GUCCAUGGCCCGCACCCCCAAGCUGCCACUGCAGCAGUAAGAGUGGCAGCCGGGGACUUGGUCCAUGCUGUGCCCUCCGGACGGUGCUGGUGAGGCUAAGCAACAGGUCUGCACAUUGUGACAUCUAGGAGAGCAGGGACGGAAUCUAACCAGGGUUAAGGAUCAUGUUGCGCCGCAAGCCCUCCAACGCCAGCGAGAAGGAGCCCACCCAGAAGAAAAAGCUCUCCCUUCAGCGCUCCAGCAGCUUCAAGGAUUUUGCCAAAUCCAAACCCAGCUCCCCCGUGGUGAGCGAGAAGGAAUUUAAUCUGGAUGAUAAUAUUCCAGAAGAUGAUUCAGGUAUCCCCACCCCAGAGGAUGCUGGGAAAAGUGGCAAAAAGCUGGGAAAGAAAUGGAGAGCGGUGAUAUCCCGAACCAUGAACAGGAAGAUGGGCAAAAUGAUGGUGAAGGCCCUAUCAGAGGAGAUGGGAGACACUCUGGAGGAGGGCUCCGCCUCCCCAACAUCUCCAGAUUGCGGCCUGGACAGCCCUGGCCCUGAGAAAAUGGCCCUGGCCUUUGCUGAGCAGGAAGAGCAUGUACUCCCAGUGCUCAGCCGCCAGGCAUCAAUGAGCAGUGAGCUCAACAGCCCCAGCACAGGCUCUGGCAGCUUUGGGGAGGAAUCACCUGCUCCACUGUACAUAGGACCCUUCUGUGGCCGAGCUCGAGUCCACACCGACUUCACUCCCAGCCCCUAUGACCAUGACUCACUGAAACUGCAGAAAGGAGAUGUGAUCCAGAUCAUUGAAAAGCCACCUGUGGGCACAUGGCUGGGCCUGCUCAAUGGCAAGCUGGGCUCUUUCAAAUUCAUCUACGUGGAUGUGCUGCCUGAGGAGGCUGUGGGGCCUACCCGCCCUGGCCGCCGACAGAGCAAGGGCAAAAGGCCCAAGCCCAAGACUCUGCAUGAGCUGCUGGAGCGCAUUGGCCUGGAGGAGCACACGUCCACCCUGCUUCUCAAUGGCUACCAGACACUGGAAGACUUCAAAGAGCUACGAGAAACACAUCUCAAUGAGCUAAACAUCAUGGACCCACAACACCGGGCCAAGCUGCUCACGGCUGCAGAGCUGCUGCUGGACUAUGACACUGGCAGUGAGGAGGCCGAAGAAGGCGCUGAGAGUGGCCAUGAACCAGUGGUGCACACAGUGUCAGAACCCAAGGUGGACAUCCCACGUGACUCUGGAUGCUUCGAGGGCUCAGAGAGUGGGCGUGAUGAAGUGGAGCUGGCAGGCACGGAGGAGCAGCUGCAGGGCCUCUCCCUAGCUGGGGCGCCUUGAGGUAGAGGUGGCGCAGGCCAAGAUCAGGCCUGAGCUGCAGAGGCCGCAGGGAUGAAAAGCCUGGGCCCAGAGGACAGUGCCACAGGCCUGGCCAGGGCCCUAUAGGCUCUGCUGAAGUAGACUAAGGGCCACCCAAAGGCACAUCCCACCUGCCCCUCCCUCUUCCAAUGACUGACAGCACAGCACUCCUGGCACCAUCCAUUCCCCUAGGCCACAGCCAUAGCAGGUGGAACACCAAGGGCAGAAAGCUGAAUGUACUACAAUUUCCUUGUCUCUAUCAUUCUUAGAGGUUUGGCUGCCCAUUCACUAUGAAAUCUGAACCAAGUGCUUUCCCCUCUGGGCUUUGUACUUGCUGGAAUAGGAUGGGUAGUCACUGCGGACCUUCCAGGCCAGCUCUGACAGUCUACAGUUUUAAAUGUUUGCUCUCCUGCUACCUGUGGCCUGCGGCACCAGUGGGGCUUAUUGAGGAGGCUAGAGGAGCCUCAGGCUCUCAAGUGAAAUGGUUCUUCCUGCCUAUCCAUUUCAUACCUUCCGUGUGACUCAGGCUCAGCUCUUAACUUCCUCCAGUUUAAAACAAUGCCUAUACCUCAAAGGCUAUGUGCCCCUUUCCAUUCCUGGCCCUCUCAAAUGAGACUUCCCCCAAGACUAAUAACAGGUGGUCAUCCCUGACUUCCAAGGACACAAAUGCUCCUCAGAUGCCAGUUGUAGGUCUGGGUCCAGACUUAGCCAUGUGUGUGGGUCCUUACAAACAAAGAAAGCACUAAGCUCAACAUUGAGAAAUCCACUGGCCAAAACUCCUUUGCUAAUGUUUUGGUGUACCCUGAGUUCCAGAAAGUGUGGAGGGUGUCUGGCAAUAAAGGCCUCCCUUGACCUCAGUAGCCAAUCUUUGCCACAUAAAUCUCCCAGAAGAGCCCUUCCCCAGUACAGGACAGGCAGUGCCCACUACCUCUAGGACUGCCUGCUUUAUAGUCACACUUCUUGACCUGCUACCAGAAACUCUGGGAAAAGCUAGCUUUGGAGAAGGGGCUAGGUAGAAAUAAGAGGGGAUGGAGGGAGAGAAAUUAGAAGCAAUAAAAUAUAGGUAGAAUUAAAUCACUGUCUUCAGUUAUCUUUCCUAUGGAGUGAGGAGAGGGGCAGACAGGUGUCCACGCUGGUCUCAGCAAAAUAUCCCUCCUCUUCCCUUUCAGGGCCAUCCAUCCCCUUCUUGAUGAUGCCCAAUGCCCUUGGUUCUGCUUCUCUAAAGCUCUAUCUGAAUCCUGGGUUGGUUCUGCCCUUCUCUCUAAGCAGCCCUUCUGAGAACAGGGCUCUAGUCCCCCCAUGGCUACAGCUUUCCUGGAGUCCAAGCAUAGACCAAAUGGAAACUACUUCCAUUUUCUUGUAAUAGUUCAUUUUAAUAAGAACCUUGAAGGUCCUCCUCCCUGUGGAGGGCUAGCAUUGGAGGGCUGUCCAAAGUGCAAGAGGUGAGAGCUGCAGUCAACAUGGCCUUUCCCCUGAAGCCCUCUUCCAGAGGCCUGCCCUGUACCUACUAAAGUGGCACUGAGCAGGAUGGAAAUGCCUGACCUCCUCCAUUUCUGCUGCAUUCACUACAUUAGAGAGGGCAGAUGAGUGAGAGUUGUCACCAGAGUGAUGACAAGGUCACUCUUUUUCAGGUUGCCUUCUUGCCCAUAUUCCUCCUGGUGCCUGUAGUGACUGUGGGCCUGAGGAAACUGUGAGCAUUAUCCUCAUCCAAGAAACAUGAGCCCUAACAACCUCAAAGCCACAAAAGGACUGAAUUAUUAUCGCCCUUAGUGAGCACAGGUGCAGAGAACUUUACAUAUAUUAUAGCAUGUGGUCCUCAGUGAACCCCUAAGCUAGAUACUAUCAACAUCUCAACUUGAAGAGAAGGAAAGUGAGGCUCACAGAGGUUGAUUAUGAAGUUGCAAAGCCAGAAGUCUGCCUGACUUGCAAGCCCAUGUCAAGCACCUAUGCAGUGCUUCUCAAAAGGCCCCUUGCAACAAGCUUGUCAGAGGCUGUAAGCACUUCAGAGGGCAAUAUGACCAUCUGGCUCAGCCUUUCCCCUUCCAAAAUACAGUCUACAAAGCAUCACACAAAUGCACAAAGAUACAUGGACAAAGACAGGUCCCCUGAUAUUAGAAACCUGGAGCCGGUUGUGGUGUUACAAUCCUAUAUCCCACUACUCUGUGAGGCUGAGGUAGGAGGAGUGCAAGUUUAAACCCAGCCUGGACAACUUAGUGAGACUGUGUCAAAAUUUAAAAAGAGCUGGGGAUGUAGCUCAGUGCAAAAGCCAUAGUCCUAGCUCCAAUACCCCUCACCCCAACAAAAAAAGAAUCAUGUGCAUCCAACCUACAGCCUAUGGGUCAGACACACCAAAGCUACUAUAAUGAACAGUAUUUUUAAAUGUAGGGAGUUUUG